Frankliniella occidentalis (western flower thrips) is the source of this 2439-nucleotide messenger RNA. RefSeq names its product ras-related protein Rab-7L1-like. The transcript is spliced from 5 exons. The record is from RefSeq and is a predicted model, not a curated record. Bases 355 to 1203 code for a protein of 282 amino acids. Gene Ontology annotation, molecular function: GTPase activity; GTP binding. Gene Ontology annotation, cellular component: Golgi apparatus; vesicle; trans-Golgi network. Gene Ontology annotation, biological process: vesicle-mediated transport. Lineage: Eukaryota; Metazoa; Arthropoda; Insecta; Thysanoptera; Thripidae.
ACAGACACACACCUGGGCCUAACAGAAGCAAAAGCAGACCGCUUUGCGAGUCGCCGGAACGGAAAUAGUAGUAGUACAGUGUGCGCUGGGCGAGGAGGCGUGCGGUCGUGCGGUCCGUGAAGCCAAGUGAUCAGGGGGGGAUUCUUGUUUGCUUUGGAGAGUGCGCUGGAGUGUGUGGAGAGUUUUAUCAAGAGGAUGUGGAAGACGUAUGCUGUAGUUUUGUGAUGUGAUUAUAGUGGUGUGGCUCUCCGUUUCCCCAAACACAGGAUUUUCUUAGACUUUGGGACUUUUCAAAAUAUCAGUGAGUGAAAGCAUGGACAUGAAGCAAAUGAUUGGUUGAAACAGACAGAUGGGAUGACAUCACCUCGAAGGUCCUUAGCGUUCUGGCCAAGAGUGGGAGAUCAGACUACUGCUUUAGAGGAGAGUGAAGACAUGCCUUCCCGUAAUAUGAGUGUCGAGGAAGAGGCAGCAGCACACUCAGCACAAGAAAGGAAUUCACGAGGAUACAAUGACCGCACACCAACAGAGGAAGGGAGUGAGCCAGAGAGUGAGGCUCACAUCUACAAUGUCGCUCCAUUAGCCAAGUUUACCACUAUGCCGGAAAAACUGUUUAAAGUCAUAAUCAUUGGCGAUCCUACUGUGGGGAAGACAUCAUUUGUUCAGCGUUACGUCCAAAAUGCUUUCAAGAGAGACUACAAAGGGACAGUUGGAGUUGACUUUGCCUUAAAGAUUCUAAAAUGGUCAGAAACACAAACUAUCAAGUUGCAGCUGUGGGAUAUUGCAGGACAAGAAAGGUUUACUUGGAUGACACGAGUCUACUAUAAAGAUGCCCACGGCUGUGUCAUAAUGUUUGAUUUGGCAAACAAAAAUUCUUUUGUUAAUACUCUUAAAUGGAAGCGAGAUGUUGAUUCAAAGUGCACUCUCCCUGAUGGAUCGCCUAUACCAUGCAUGCUUCUGGCUAACAAGUGUGACCUAGCCCACCGUCAAGUUGAUCAAAUGGAAAUUGAGACUUUCUAUAAAGAGCACAACUUCAUUGGUUGGACUGAAACAUCUGCCAAGGAGGGUCUUAUGGUCAAUGAUUCAAUGAGAUUCCUAGUUGAUGUCAUGAUGAGACAUGAAGGAAUGCAGGGGCUUGGUAUGGCCAAUGACAGCUUAAAGUUGACAGGCCCAGGACCUCAAGCUCCAUCAAAUUGCUCGUGUUGACCUUACAUACUUACAAACUUUGUGGUCAGGAUACCUCCAAUUUUCUGAACCAUGGGAGGACAUAUUAUUUUAUCCUUCUAUAUCAUAUCAUGUUAAAAUAGAAUGUGUUGCCAUAUCUAUCUUUAUUGUUGUUUCUAUAGUUCUAAGUAGAAUGUGUAUUCACAUUCAUUUAAUUCAAUUGUAAUAAUUUUGUUACUAAAUGUUCCAAUCUGAGGGACCAAAAGAUCCUCUUUCAAUAUUUUGAUACCAAUAUAAUUCCAUAAGAUCUGAAUUUUGUGAGAGGCGCAUGUGUGCGUUAAUUAGAGCUAUUUUUUAAUCUCUUUAUCUCACCAUUCCCAAUUGUACUCAUUCUUUACCCCUGUGAUAAAGUUAUUCUGUGAUGUGCCAUGUUUUGAGACUUCUAUGUUUUGCCAUAUUUUCAAUUAAAAUUUAUGUGAAAACCAAUUGUCUGUCAAUGUUAACAAAGCAAGAUUCCAAUAUUUUUGUUAAAGUUGGAUCUUUUAGAAAACAAAACUAAAGUAAAAUCACUUUUGCCUGUGGCUUAACUGUUUGUUGUGAAAGGAUUUAAUCAUGUUAUGAAUUUUGGGUGUAUGACACUUGCCUUAUACCUGUUCAUUUUUGUCGGGCUAUCUUCUUGUGACUGCACUGUGUGAGCCAUCAGCUAUGCUUUAAAAGGAAAUUGAGAUCAGUUACAUGACCCAUGUCUAGUCAAAUAGAAGCAAACUAUUGUUGUUUCCAUGUUGAAAUGAGACCUAGGUUAUUAAAUGUAUAGUCUCUGAAGGAUGACAACAACAAUAAUACACAAAGUAAGGAAUUUUCUGUAACUUUAAUACUUGUUUCAAUUUUUUUACAUCAUGUGAUAUAGUUCUCUCUUCCCAACACCCUUGAUGAGCACAUAAGAUGUCUGUCAGUCCAAAGUAGACUUGGAUCUCAUCAACAGGACUAAAAAUCAACAACACUUUAAUUGUAAGGUAAAUCUGCAACAAAUGGCCAGUGGCCGGACAAAUUUCAUAGGAAAAUAAAUUAGAAUCAGUUUCUCAUAGCGUUGAAAUUAUUGCUAGUUCAUAUUUAUAUAGUAUCCUAGCCUGAAUUGGUAAAAUAUUUGCAUGUACUGUACAAUAUAUAUUCAUAUGAAAUUUCAUAAAAAAUAAUCUUUGUUCCCAUCCAAAGGCAAACAAGAAAUAGCAAUCAAAGCAUCUGCUUUACUAAAAAAAUAAAAACUAUUUUAAAAUCUUA